Messenger RNA from Suillus plorans, 813 nucleotides. RefSeq lists its product as uncharacterized. The coding region runs from base 1 to 813 and encodes 270 amino acids. The transcript is spliced from 6 exons. Gene Ontology annotation, biological process: maturation of SSU-rRNA. Gene Ontology annotation, molecular function: rRNA small subunit aminocarboxypropyltransferase activity. The record is from RefSeq and is a predicted model, not a curated record. Lineage: Eukaryota; Fungi; Basidiomycota; Agaricomycetes; Boletales; Suillaceae.
AUGGGCAAAAAGAAUACUUCGAAUGCUUCAUCCUCCCGUGCGAACAGACCAAGACGUGGUGGACGUGCACAACGACAUAAGAGCGCGAGAACCUCUCAGCAAUCCCAGUCAUUGUCUAGCUUCCCCGAGGACUCCGCCAAGCCUUCAAGCAUUAUCGAAGAUGACAGCUCAAAUCAUUCCUCAGGUAGUCAAACGACCACUCAUGAGCGCACAGCCGGGCGACCGCACAUCGAUGUACCCGUGGCGAUGUGGGACUUCGACCAUUGUGAUCCACGCCGAUGUUCUGGGAAGAAACUCGCCCGCCUCGGUCUUAUAACGGAGCUGAGGGUGGGAUCCAGAUUUCGAGGCGUGGUCGUAUCUCCAAAAGGGACCCUCGUCGUGAGUCCAGCAGACAAAGAGAUCGUUGUACGAGAUGGUGUUGCCGUUGUCGAAUGUUCCUGGGCCCGCAUAGACGACGUCCCAUUCUCGAAAAUUGCCAGCCCACACGAACGACUUCUUCCCUACUUGCUUGCUACCAACCCCACCAAUUACGGCAAGCCUUGGCGGCUGAACUGCGUCGAGGCACUUGCAGCAACUUUCUACAUUACAGGGUUCGAUCAGCAUGCAGAGACCCUGCUCAGUUCGUUUGGGUGGGGCGAUUCUUUCUGGAAAGUUAAUGGUCCAUACCUCAAACGAUACCAAACGUGCGCAUCGGCAGAAGAAGUUGCCGUGAUGCAGGAGACUAUCAUUGCAGAGCUCCAGGAGAGUUAUGAGACAUCACGCAGAGAGAAAGGUUCGUAUUUCCGUUUGUGUGUUUCAAUAUCUCAUAUCUAG